Selaginella moellendorffii is the source of this 2038-nucleotide messenger RNA. RefSeq names its product MORC family CW-type zinc finger protein 3. Gene Ontology annotation, cellular component: nucleus. Gene Ontology annotation, molecular function: zinc ion binding; ATP hydrolysis activity. The record is from RefSeq and is a predicted model, not a curated record. The transcript is spliced from 13 exons. NCBI's taxonomy places the organism in Eukaryota, Viridiplantae, Streptophyta, Lycopodiopsida, Selaginellales, Selaginellaceae. The coding region runs from base 1 to 1887 and encodes 628 amino acids.
AUGGUCCUCCCGCCGCGCACCUCCAAGGCAUGGAACGGCAGGCUUUUCAACGUCGACGCCAAGCACAUCUGCGCGGUGUGCUCCUCGAAUGCGCCAUUGGAGCUGCCCAAGCGCCUCGACAUCGUUUCUUUCAAUGCAGCUCGCGCGUUCGAUUGGAAGCCUCUUCCGCUGUUCCAGAUCAUGGCCCGUGGCGAGAGUGACUACCGGGAGUGGGAUAAGCUGCUCACCUUUCUCGUCGAUCACUCCCGGGUUGCGGUCAUCAAUGUCGGAGACGUCCAGCUGCUGUUGAAGCCACCGGGGGAGGAGAACGAGGCCACCAAGAAGAUAAUGAAGCUUGUGGACGUUGCCUACCGCGCCAGGCCCGGGCCAGUCAAGAGACCGAUCGCGCAAAUGCACCCGGAGUACCUCACCACGCUCAGCCAGACGCAUUCGAGUUGGCUCUUUGGUGCAGUCGCCGAGCUCAUUGACAACGCCUGCGAUGCGGGAGCCAAGCGUCUUGAGAUUUCGAUUCAGAAGGGAACGUUGAAAAGCCCCGAGGUAUCAGAAGUGCCGAUGCUUUGUUUCCUGGACGAUGGCCUUGGGAUGACUCACAAAGACAUUGUGAAGAUGGUGUCUUUUGGCCACAAGAAACCGGAACAAGACGAUCCAGAGCAAAUCGGGAGGUUUGGAGUUGGCUUCAAGACAGGGGUGAUGCGUCUCGGUAGAGGUGCCCUUGUCCUCACGCAAAGCAAGGAGACGAGGUCAAUGGCACUGCUCUCAACUGGCUAUAACGAAGGCAAAGAUGUCCUCGAGGUGCCGAUUGUCACGUAUACCAGACGGGCGGGCAGAAUGGAUAUCGACACCGGUUUGCAGACGCUGGAAGACUCACAAAAGCAUCGAGACGUGAUAUGCACAUACGGACCUUUUGACGAGUAUGGAAUUGGUGCUGAGUUUCAAAGGCUCGAAGGCGGAACGGGGACUAUCAUUUACGUUUUCGAUCUCGAGAAAUGGGGCUCGUCUUUCUCCUUGGACUGGAACGAAAGUGAUGACAUCAUGAUAAGGUCUAGGCGUGUGCGGAGUCGACCUGGACAAACAAGCCCCGAGGUCCCGCUCGACUAUUCGCUUCGAGCAUAUGUGGAAGUCAUGUUUUUGGAGCCACGCAUGAUUGUUUCGAUCCAAGGGAAGAAGGUGACAACAAAAUGUCUCGCCAAGACGCUAAACAGCACCUGGGUGACCAGAGCUACUCUCAUGGGGAAACCAGUCCAGUUGACUCUGGGCGUAAUGGAGCUAGAGCGGAAGCGCGGAAACUGUGGCAUUUUCCUCUACUGGCACGGCAGACUUGUCGAGUCCUACAAAAGGGUUGGAAAUAUGGUGCACAGUGCUGAAUGGGGACGAGGAGUGAUUGGUGUCGUGGAAACGACCAAACUGAUGGAGUUUGACAGAGGCAGAGUAGGCGUGUUGAAUAGCAAGCAGGGCUUUGAGGACUGUGAGAUGUAUGCUGCUCUGGAGAAAUGGCUCGGGGAGGAAGCUGACAAGUACUGGGAAACUCGCGUGGAGAAGUUAACCACGGAGGAGAAGGAGGGGCUUGCCCCCGACAAAAGCUGGGUGCAGUGCUCCAAAUGCCUCAAGUGGAGGGUGAUGGAUCCGGAAUGGCAUGGAGAGUUGCCAGACCAUUGGUUCUGCUACAUGGCACCUUACAAAGGCUCUUGCAACACCCCUGAGGAAAAUGUGGAAGACGGUGUGGUGACUACCAAAACCUCUCGCGGCACAGCUGUUCGGAAGAACACACGCGGCAAGGAAGGAUCGGACAUCACAGAUUCCAGCAAGCCUCUGUCCAGGCUGACAUCCAAAACUACAACUAACUCUCCCAAAGUGAAGCGCACGAGCAAGAGAACCAAGAAGGAAUGAAUCGUCUUUGAUCAUACAUAGCUCACCUAGCUUGCGAUGCUACUACUACCUCGGGACACAGUUUUGGCUGCCAAUGCUUGAUUAGGAAGGACUGGAAGGAGAUAGUUACCAAACGGCGAGUCGAAGCUUUUGAAACUUCCAGUGGCUCCAA